AUGCUGUAUUGGACGAUGUCUCUUGUUGCUGCUUUUUUUCUUUUCCUGCUGAUAGUUUUGCCAAAGAUCUGCGUUGGGACAUCUGUAGAUAUAUAUAUCUAUAUUUGCAACUGCACAGUAUUUAUUAUUAUUAUUAUUAUUAUUAUUUUUGUAUGCGAGGAAGGUGACAUGCCGCUUAUCCUUCGGCUUUGUUUACAUGCUGUUGGCGCAAACGGCAGCAAGACGCAGCUGUGGCUUUCCUUUCCCAUUUUUCGCACCACCAGCCCGAAGGAUAUUAUUCUUUUUGCAUGGCGGAGUGUGGAGGAACGCAUGGCGGCAGAACUUGAGAUGCAUGCUUCGUACCAUUCCCAACUGGCCCUUUGCAUGCGCAACGUUAACGGCCAGUUUUUGUUUCUUGGUACUGCGGCCAUGGAGGACGCCGACAAGCCCAUCGUCAAUAUGCCGUUUUUUGAGGAGCUGCUGAGCAUGAAGCAUGAAACGUUGGAAACCAUGUCCAGUGCAUCGCUGCGGAGGUUUAUCUUCACGCAAGGAGCCCUGGUUCCUGUACCCGAUUUGCUGCGACUCAACCACAAGGCUUCCGGAGUGAAUGAACAACCGUUUUCCUUUUGCGAGAUGGUAGAGGUGACGCCGGAGCUAAGCAGUGACCCUCUUAUCGACGAUCCCGCACCAUCGGCGUUGUCGGAGACCGCCGUUGCAGAUGUCGCACCACGUGUCCAUGCAGGUUCCAGUUCCCCGAACAUUGCUUCCCUCUCCCUCAUUGGCACUGCUCCAGAGGAGACACGUGGCUCUGCCACAGAAGAGACUCACGCGGGCAGAAAUACUUCUGUUUCUGUACAAUAUAUAGACUUUGCUGGACAAACAUACGAAGCGAAGGUGAGACGGACAGAUGCACCGUCGCUCCAGGCGGUAAUGUCUGAGGCUUGCGAGGUCAUCGGCGCACAGGUUGGAUGUCUCUUUCAGUCGUCCAACAUGAGAUUGAUGUGCAACCUUGGCAAUAAGAACAUCCAACCUGUAGUCACUGAUAGUGAUCUUCGAAAAUUACUCAAGAAUGUGAGUGCGCGGUUUUAUCUUGCUGUAGACACACGGAUUUUAGCAUCUUCCUCACCCGAUCCUCUGGAGGCUACACAGAAGGGACCUGGAUUGAUGCUGAAGGAGACACGGGACGAGGCUGUGGAGGUAGUAGCAGCUGUCGGCGACCAUGACUCCCCAUGGGCUCUGGCCACCAGUGCCGCGACACUUCGACAGCUCGGAAGCCUUCAUCCUACGCCAUCCUUUUCGCCACGAGAACGUCUGUCGAUUCUGCGCACGAGGCCCACAUCGCUUGCGGGGCCGUCAGCAAGCACCAAAGUAGAGAACAUGCGUAAUGAGGAGGACACUGCACGUCUACGUCUUGCUUCUGCUCAUUUUUCCAUGGAUGAGGCACGAAGAAACCACAAGACGGUUCUUCUCAAGUCAAUGCAUGAUGCCACGUAUGAAGGGCUUUGCAAGAAGAAGGCGGUACUAAUGGAGGAGUGGACUGAAUGCAUAAGUGCAGAGCGUGAUUGUCAGCGGCUAGAAACGCUUCUCACUUGGCUUGAAAAGGACUUGGCGGAUGGUCAUGCGAGACAAGAGAAACUUAUUCGGGCUUUAUACGCCGCAUAG
This is a messenger RNA of Trypanosoma cruzi, 1641 nucleotides long. RefSeq lists its product as uncharacterized. The record is from RefSeq and is a predicted model, not a curated record. The transcript has a single exon. NCBI's taxonomy places the organism in Eukaryota, Euglenozoa, Kinetoplastea, Trypanosomatida, Trypanosomatidae. Bases 1 to 1641 code for a protein of 546 amino acids.